Molecule: messenger RNA, 473 nt
Organism: Lymnaea stagnalis (great pond snail)
Lineage: Eukaryota; Metazoa; Mollusca; Gastropoda; Lymnaeidae
Source: the annotation of a GenBank genome assembly
GGAGGAUAUGGUGAAGCUGUGAGCAAAGUUGUAGAAUUUAUGUAUACCAGUCAAAUAAACCUUUCUACGUCUCUGGUAUGUCAAGUAAUAGAGAUUGGGAAAAUCAUGCAAAUGGAUAAACUACUGCAGUUUUGUGAGAGUUUUCAAAGUGGUGAAGAUAAUAACAUUCCACGAGAUACAGCAACAUGCACCACAGGUUUACAGGAAAUUGCAAAUUUAUUGGGAUCUCGUGCAAAGACUAUAAAACGAGCAGAUGCAUCCACGGCCACAGAAGAAUCUAUGUUUAGAAAAGUAGAUGACAAAAAUAACCCUGAAAUGAUUUUAUCUGAACCAGAGAAAUGUUCAGUUACCUUAAUAGAUUCACUAUGUCUUCCACAAAUGGGAACACAUGAAGAUGUGAUGUCUAAAUCUGACUCACAGAUUGAUAAUUCAGCGCAAUGUUGUGAGAAGGAAAGUGUUGCAGAUGUACCACC